AUGCAGUUUCUCCUUCCCGCAAUCGCGCUUCUGGCCUCAGUUGCUGCUGCUGCCAAAUGCCAGACUGCUCUCAAGUAUUGCGCUUACACCCUUGUUGGAAAAGGUGACUAUCACCAGCAGGUUAACAACGCCAUUUCAAGCUACACUGGUGGCCCGCUCAGAAAUCACCACCCGGACUUUUACAUCUACAACUGCGAGAGCAGUGACGCCAUCACUGUUCAUUCAUCGUGUCCCAAUGGCUGUGUUGAUGGCGGCGAUGACAACAGCGACUUCUGCGGUUGA
Molecule: messenger RNA, 282 nt
Organism: Penicillium nucicola
Lineage: Eukaryota; Fungi; Ascomycota; Eurotiomycetes; Eurotiales; Aspergillaceae
Exons: 2
Coding region: 1-282 (93 amino acids)
Source: RefSeq, a predicted model, not a curated record